Molecule: messenger RNA, 1958 nt
Organism: Phaethon lepturus (White-tailed tropicbird)
Lineage: Eukaryota; Metazoa; Chordata; Aves; Phaethontiformes; Phaethontidae
Gene: TELO2
Product: telomere maintenance 2
Exons: 14
Biological process (GO): protein stabilization; telomere maintenance via telomerase
Cellular component (GO): cytosol
Molecular function (GO): telomeric repeat DNA binding; Hsp90 protein binding
Source: RefSeq, a predicted model, not a curated record
AAAAGAUCCAUUUCAAGCCAGCUUGAGUUUUCUUAUUCAGGUGCUGCAAGAACUGUUGGAGACCUGGGGCAGCAGCAGUGCUGUGAAACACUCUCCACCUGAGCAGCAGCAGUAUAUUAGCAAGGCCAUCCUUAUCUGCCUCUCCCACCUGAAGGAGCCUGAAAUCGAGAGCUGCAGACAAGAGCUUCUCACAAGCAUGAUGGAGGGUGUGAAAUGCCACUUGGACAGCAAUCUGCCACAAAUACGGCGCCUGGGAAUGAUUGUGGCAGAGAGCAUUAGUUCGAAAAUAAACACUGAUGGGCCUGUCCUGAAGUUUCAGUAUGAAGACGAUGAUGAAGCAAGAGAAUUGAAGUCACUUCUGGUGCAGACUCCACCUUUCUGUGUUGUCCCCAGCCUUCCAGAUGAUGAGAAUGAGAAAGCAGAUGCCGCACUGCCGUUGGUAUUGGAAAGUAACAAGAAAUCACAUACAGCGGCCCCUGUGAUACCAGAUGAGGAGUCGGAUGCUGAGCUCGACAGUGAUGAUGACCUUAUCCCUUAUGACAUGUCAGAGGAUAAAGAACUAAAGACUAAGGCUCCUGUGUAUAUCCGAGACUGUAUUGAAGUCCUGACAGGAUCUGAAGAUGUGGACAAAUGGGAAGCUACAAUCAAGGCUCUUGAGAGCUUGGUUCGAAAGAAUCCAGCAGCAACAAGAGAGGUUAGCGUGGAGCUGGCAAAAAUAUUAUUGCAUCUGGAGGAGAAGACGUGUAUUGAAGGCUUUGUGGAGCUCCGUCAGAAAGCUCAAGUAGCUGUUUUAACCACAGAUCCAAUACCUGUAGCAAAGUACUUGACCUCCCAGUUCUACUCUCUGAACUACAGUCUUCGUCAGCGCAUGGACAUUCUCGAUGUAUUGGUUUUGGCAGCUCAGGAACUAUCCUAUCCCAAAUCCCAUGGGAAGACCAAGCAUUCUGGUGCCCAAAAACCUUGUAUUCAGCUCCUUCCUGGAAGUGACAGCUCUAAGGUCUGGAAAAGAAUUGUUGAUGAGAGGAUCAAAAGCAAGACUCGGAGAUUUGCUAUGGGUCGGUCUCAAGUGGAACUGUCUUCUGGCCCAAAUGAGUUCAAUUCUGUUGCUGGGCACUUCUUUUUUCCAUUGAUUCAGCACUUUGACAGGCCUUUGACAACAUUUGAUCUCCUGGGGGAAGAUCACUUCGUCCUUGGAAGACUGGUCCACACUUUAGCAAUCCUGAUGUACUUGGCUGUCAACACUGUGGCAGUUACUGCAAUGGGAAAGGCACUGCUGGAAUUCGUCUGGGCUCUGCGUUUCCACACUGACUCGUAUGUGCGCCAGGGUCUUUUGUCCUGUAUCUCCUCCGUGCUCCUCAGUGUCCCUACGGUGCGUCUUCUGGAAGACAUGACAGAAGAGCUUUUGGAGACUCAGUCCUGGCUGGGAGAUGUGGUGGAGAAAGAUCCAGAUGGGGAGUGCAGGCGGCUGGCCUUGCAGAACUUGCUACUAAUGGAGAACCUGAAAAAGAAACUUGAAACUGUCCCUUCCUAGCUGAAGGGUGAAAGAAGUGACCUUUACCUCAUACUCUUGCCAGCUGGAUGUGUGUAGGCACUGCUGGGGCCUCUUCAGCAGUCACCUGGCUGGAGAAGAGGAAGAAGGGGGAAGGGUGCAGAGCUGUAAGCCAGCAAACCUGACUUGACAUCUGGACUUUGUAGUGGAGGCCAAUUUAGUGAGCUAUUGCUAUCCGGUACGGAGUGUACAGAUGCAGGAAGGUAGGCUAGCACUGCCAUCCUCCCCACACCUCCCCAGCCCCCACCCCCAGCUAUUUAUAACCUUGGCAGGUUUGAGUGCUCUGCUAAAAAUACAGGGAAGAUCUCAUAGCAGACUUCUUGUCAGAAAAACAGGAGGGCUGGAAAGGGCCGCUUACCUCCCAGGGCUAAGCCCAUAAUACGCCUGUAACAAAGGUUCCCAUGUCUUC